Messenger RNA from Cynara cardunculus var. scolymus (artichoke), 3769 nucleotides. Its product is annotated as histone-lysine N-methyltransferase ATX3. The transcript is spliced from 22 exons. Bases 566 to 3520 code for a protein of 984 amino acids. NCBI's taxonomy places the organism in Eukaryota, Viridiplantae, Streptophyta, Magnoliopsida, Asterales, Asteraceae. Gene Ontology annotation, molecular function: protein binding. Gene Ontology annotation, biological process: regulation of transcription by RNA polymerase II. The record is from RefSeq and is a predicted model, not a curated record.
ACACACAAACACAUAAGCAAAUCCUACACACGAUUCUCUGUUUCUUUGUUUCUCUUCUGAAUUAGCUCCAAAUUCUUGAUUUUCCCGAUUUGUCGGUGGAAUGCUGUUCUUUUCCUAGAUAUAUUUAGAGGUUUUCAUUCUGAAUUCCUGUUGCAGAAUCCAAAAUUGAAUUGGGUUGAUUUGGAAUCGUUGUUUUCAAUCUUUUUUCUGGUGUUUUCGCUCUUCGAUUUCAUAUAUUUAGGGUUUCUCUUGUUCUGGGCUAGCAAUUUUUGUUGAAUCGAGUUGCGGGAUUCUUGGCGAAUAAAUUCAGUAAUAAUCCCCAAUUUGAACGGUUUGAUUCGGGGAUUAUAGGGUUUGUAUGAAUUGGGUUUAUCUGAUUGAUCAUCGGGGAACUCUUUUAUUCAAUCGAUCUUGAAUGGUCUGGGAAUUUUCCGUUCGUUCCAUCUGAAUCUGUUCAGACGCCUUUUGUUUCAUAGUAAUCUCGAGGUUGGUGUGAAGUUAGGGUUUUCUUCUGAGCAUGAAAAAGAGGUUUACGGGGAACAUGCUUUGUUUCUAACUUACGACGAUGAUAAAACAGACGGUGAGAUCCAAAAUGCCGAACGUUAAACGCUGCAAACUAGAGGAGGUCGAUAGCGAGGAAACUGAAGAUGAUUAUGAUAUCGAAUUUGUUUCAGGUUCUAAUAACGAAAAAACUCGGUUUCUGGAUUACGACAAUGUUGUUAAUUCUUGGCGAACUGGAGUUCCUUACAUACCUGGUGCUUUGAAGUCAAAAUUGGGUUCUAUUCCACAACUGAAAUCUUCGCGAGGUCGUGUCGCAGUUCGCCCAUCGCGUUAUACUGAUUCAGUUGUGGGUUUAUGGAAGAAAGAAGACGAUAAUGGUUUGUGUAGUGAUGAUAACAGAAGUUUGAAGAAACGCGGACGUCCGUAUCCUGAAAGGGAACUGUUAUCCAAGAAACAGAAGGUUGUAGAGAAGAUGAAGAAUGAAAAAAAGAAGGGUUUUUAUGGACUUCAAGAUUUUCUUACUGGUGAUAUUGUUUGGGCAAAAUGCUCGAAUCGGUUUCCAGCUUGGCCUGCUAUUGUGAUCGACCCACUACACGAAGCUCCUAAUUCUGUAUUGAGAGCUUGUGUUCCUGACACUCUUUGUGUGAUGUUUUAUGGGUAUUCGAAGAGAGGUCAAAGGGAUUAUGCGUGGGUGAAGGAUGGGAUGAUGUUUCCUUUUUUAGAGUAUCUGGAAAGCUUCCGGGGACAGACUCAAUUAUAUGGCUGCAAGCCGGAUGAUUUUCGUAAAGCAAUAGAAGAGGCAUUCUUAGCAGAGAAUGGCUAUUUGAAUUCACGCUAUGCAGACAAGGAGGAAUGUUCUGCUACACCCGAUCUUGUUAAUAACCCAAUUGCAACUCUUCCGGAUCAGCAUCAGGAGAGUUGUCGCCGUAAGCAGAGUGCCUCUAAUAAGAAGGAAUCUCAACCGUGUGUCAGUUGCGGUUUGUUUUUUCCAUUUAAAACAACGAAGAAAUCCAAAGGAAUAACCUCUCAACAGCAGGCUUUGUGUGAACAUUGUUCAAAGUUACGGAAAUCAAAACAAUACUGUGGCAUUUGCCAGAAGAUUUGGCAUCAUUCUGAUGGUGGAGAUUGGAUAUGCUGUGAUGGCUGUAAUGUUUGGGUACAUGCGGAAUGCGCCAAAGUGUCUAGCAAAAUUUUUAAGGACCUGGAGAAGAUCGAUUAUUACUGCCCAGAAUGCAAAGGUGAAUCUACUGUUGAGCAACCUGUUGUAGAUAAUAAGGAACCAAAACUCAGGUAUCAAUUUGUUCAUAAGGGUAUUCGCUUUCUCAUUAUUUUAUAUUUGAUGAGGUCAUAUAUGUUCAUCAGGUCUACAGAGAGUAGCGACCGGAGUGUGUUGCCUGACAAUAUAAGCGUCAUUUGUACUGGAAUGGAAGGGGUUUAUUAUCCAAAACUUCAUCUUGUCGAAUGCAAAUGUGGUUCAUGUGGAACAAGAAAGCAAACUCUCGGUGAAUGGGAGCGCCAUACUGGUUCCCGAGCGAAGAAGUGGAAGGUCAGCAUUAAAGUGAAAGGUUCAAUGGUCACACUGGAGAAAAUGCUUUCAGAGUAUAAUGGUAAUAGUGUUACAGCUGCUGUAACCCUACAUUUGGAUGAAAAGCAGUUGCAUUCAUUUCUUCAAGAAAAGUACGAGCCCGUUCAUGCAAAGUGGACAACCGAACGAUGUGCUAUUUGUAGAUGGGAUGAGGACUAUGAUGUCAACAAAAUUAUCAUCUGCAACAGAUGUCAAAUAGCCGUUCAUCAAGAAUGCUAUGGCGUGAGAGAUAUCCAUGAUUUCACAUCUUGGGUUUGCAGAGCAUGUGAAACGCACGAGGUUGAGAGAGAGUGUUGUCUUUGCCCUAUUAAAGGUGGUGCUUUGAAGCCAACCGAUAUCGACAAUUUGUGGGUUCAUGUCAUCUGUGCGUGGUUUCGGCCCGAGGUUGCUUUCGUAAGUGAUGAAAAAAUGGAGCCUGCAACCGGACUUCUUCGGAUUCCACCUGAUUCUUUUGUCAAGGCAUGCGUCAUCUGCAAACAGGUUCAUGGUUCUUGCAUACAAUGUUGCAAGUGCGCCACUCAUUUUCAUGCAAUGUGUGCUUCAAGGGCGGGGUACUGUGUGGAGUUGCAUUCAACGGAGAAGGAUGGGAUAUAUAACACAAAAUGGACUCCAUACUGUGCUGUCCACAGAACUCCAGCAGAUAAUGGGAUUGUCAUCAGGACGUCUUCCGAGGUUUUUUGUGCAAAGAGGUUGCUUGAAAAGCAGCAUCAGAAACAGAGUUUUAGGGGUUCAAGGCUCGUAUUGUGUGCCAAAAUGGAACACUCGGAUUCAUCAAUAGCGGAGAACAAUGAACCCGAAUCACCCUCUGCGGCCAGGUGUCGCAUCUACAGAAGAUCAAGUACCAAGAAUGGUGUAAAGGAGGCAUUGUUCCAUCGGUUAAUGAGGCCAAUCCGGCAUUCCAUAGAUGCAAUAGAUUGCUUAAACUCCCACAGGGUAGUUCAAGAUUUGAAUAAUUUCUCCACAUUCAAAGAAAGGCUUGCCUGUUUGCAGAGGACAGAGAAGCAUCGUGUUUGUUUUGGUAAAUCCGCAAUACAUGGAUGGGGCCUUUUUGCACGGCGGAAUAUUCAAGAAGGAGAAAUGGUGCUUGAAUAUCGUGGUGAGCAAGUGAGGCGCAGUGUUGCAGAUUUGAGGGAGGUACACUAUCGGUCUGAAGGCAAGGAUUGCUAUCUUUUUAAGGUCAGUGAUGACAUUGUAAUUGAUGCCACCGAUAAAGGAAAUAUUGCGCGAUUGAUCAAUCAUUCGUGCUUUCCGAAUUGCUAUGCUAGAAUUUUGAGUAUGGGUGCAGAUGAGAGUCGAAUAGUUCUUAUAGCGAAGACCAAUGUCUCUGCUGGCGAUGAGUUAACGUAUGACUACAAAUUUGAUCAAGAUGAGCAGGAUGAACUCAAAGUCCCUUGCUUAUGUAGAGCUCCCAAUUGUCGAAAUUUCAUGAAUUAGUUUAUAUACCAACAAAAUAUGACCCUUUUUAUACAACACCCUCCUCGCGAGGCUUCAGAAAGAUGAACAAACGAACUAAAUUACGGUGGUUAUACAUCGGAAGAGAGCGAAAACGAUCCUCUAGAGGCAUUAGAAGAACAACUUACAAGUGUUAUUUUGCAUGUAAAUCUAACAUCUUUCUUUCUUGCUUUCCUUUUUUACUUUAAAGUUUAUAUGUAAUUCUUUCAAGUACAAUUACAAGGGUCGUAA